AUGUAUGUUGACCAUGGUAACGACGAGUUUAUUGAAGUAAAACAUCUUCGAUUCGCCUUCAAUCAACCGUUAAUGCAACUUGUUGGGACUGGUAGGUAUUUACGGUCGAUUUAUUGAUAUCGUACGGGUCUUUUUUGUUUUAUUUUAGGUUAUUUUAGGUAACAAAAGCUUAAAAAAGGAAAGUUUCUGAUCAAUAUCUUUAAUAUUUUUUGCUUUUACACUAUAUAAAUAGUGGUUUUGUAACUUUCAAAUGUUCAGAUAGUUGCCAAGAUGACCCAAAUUCAAAAUGCCCAACCACUGACAUCCGACGAAUGUGUGAGGUAAGCUCGUAUCGCCGUUUGAUGGAAAGAAAGUGCCGGAAGACUUGUGGAUUCUGUAAAUCAGAAGAUGCUUGUGGCGAAGACAAGACUACUGACUGUGCCAAAGCAGGUGUACCACAAUUGUGUGCGUCUAAGGCUUACCGACGCCUAAUGAGCCAAUAUUGCCCAAAAACUUGUGGAGCUUGUGCUACAACUCCUGAAGCGGAGCAAACUACACCAUCCACUCCUAGCCUUCCUGAUACUACUCCUAGCACUGCUGUGACGACUCCUAGUACUCCGGAAACUAGUCCUAGUACAGAAUCAACCCUUACUUUGGAUAUUAUAUCAACCACGACUGCGGAUAGUACGGCUACAACUCCGACUACUCCAACUUCUGCAACUACUCCAUCUACACCUUCAACUCCAGAGACAACAAGCACAACGCCUUCUACCACAACCACUGAUGAAUGUCCACCUGAUGACGGUUAA
Molecule: messenger RNA, 788 nt
Organism: Bursaphelenchus okinawaensis
Lineage: Eukaryota; Metazoa; Nematoda; Chromadorea; Rhabditida; Aphelenchoididae
Source: the annotation of a GenBank genome assembly